UGAGACUGAAACGGCACAGAGAUGCUGAUUAUUUAAGUCACCUCCCAGGCGGCUGAUUUUCAGUCGCCGGAGCAUUGGAGCCAAGUGAAGAUCGCGGAAAGCAAACCGAUACUGAGAAAUUUUGAGAGAGGAAAAGUGAAAUUGACAUUGCCAUUGCAAAAAUGAUGUGGAUUUGUGUUGUGAUGAUCGCGACUCUACUAGAAGUGGCCCAGGCCCAACGACCUGCCUUUGCUGGCAUGCGUCCGCCGGGUGGACUCAGCCAGAAGGACAAAUACCAUGCCACGCAGAACACGGCCGUGGAGAACAUCACCGGAGUGGAUAUAGUUUCCCGAUUCGGCGAACCCUCGCCCUCCCAGCAGACGCCCAUCAUCAAUUUGCCCCAUGGUGCGGUCCAAAGACCUCCCAGUGGAGUCCCCCUAGUUCUGCCCAUCAGUGCCUACGUUCCCGAUCCGCAGCCACCACGUCCAGCCGUCACCACGGUGGUCAAUCGUUUUGGUGGAGCGGAUGCCAGCUCACCUGUUCCAACCUCCACUGGCAGCACACCUACUGUUCCCACUGCUGGGACGCCCAUCUUCACUGGCAGUUCUCCCGUUCCAGCAGCUAGUUCUUCGAUUCCAGCUGUCAAUCCUUCCGUCUUAGGCCUGCCAAUUGAUGCCCAUGGCGACCAGGAGUAUGUUAAUCACCUGAGUAGCCUGCCCCUGGAGAACCAGCCAUUCUGGUUCAUCAACUAUCAGGCCAUUGAGGCGUUGAGGAAUAGCUCCAGGCCAAAUGUGGGAGCUCUGGAGACGCGGGGAUCUUUCUUUGGUGGCUAAAAACUUGAAUAUUUUCGCUUAGUUUAAUUACGAACGUGUGUGUGUCUAUAUGUAUGACAUUUUAUGUAUAAUUAUUUAUUUAUUAGUAUAAAAAGUUACUUUAUUUUUGGAAGUCUCAGCGAA
Molecule: messenger RNA, 935 nt
Organism: Drosophila subobscura
Lineage: Eukaryota; Metazoa; Arthropoda; Insecta; Diptera; Drosophilidae
Exons: 1
Coding region: 162-812 (216 amino acids)
Source: RefSeq, a predicted model, not a curated record